AUGGACACCUUGCUGCCACCGAUCAUAAAGAUUGGCCGUCGUUUAUAUCGUAAAAACCCGUCUAGAUCCUCAACUGAACUUGUGCCGGUCGGCCACCUAGAAGACGACGCCGACUUAAAUUUUCCAGGCGAACCUUCAACUGUGGAGGACGUAGAAGAUGAAUUCGUCUUUUCGGGUCCGACCACCGUCUCUCUUGCGAAACCCAUAUCUUGUGAACAGGGCAAAUAUACUGGAACGGUCUACGUGCCCAAGAUCUUUCACAAGAACUUGAUCGGCGGCAACCGAACCACUCAGAGGAAAUUAGAGACUGAUCUAAAUUGCAAGCUGCUCAUCCCUAGCCAGUCAUCCUCUGACGCCCAUAUCAAAAUUGUGGCAGAAACAUCUCCCAAUAUUUCAGCCGUCUUAAGCAGGAUUGGCUGUAUCAUGACCGAUGCCAGGUGCUUCCUCCCGCCUACCCACUUUGUUUGCCUGCCCGUCCUCCAUCCGCUCGCACGGGAGUCAUUUGCAAACUUUCGGGAGCAGGUACUCAAAAGCGCCCAUAAUGACCAGAACCGCCUUUACGGCUACGUCGAUGCGGAUCUUUUCCCUUCUGAGUCGAAAUUGCACUUUACCCUUGCAACUCUGUUAUUAGCGGACGAGCGGGAAGUUUCUUUCGCGUCAAAACUUCUUACUUCGUUCGCGACUACGCAACUGGGUGAAUCAUUAUCGAGAGAUGGACCGUUUCGUCUUACCAUCAGAGGAUUUGACUGCAUGAAUGAUGAUCCGAAAUCUGCCUAUGUUCUCUAUGCCAGGGUAAGUUUAAUAGUUUUCUUCCAUGCUACAAGCGAUUGGGCCGCGAGUGCGAAUGUUUAUGUCAGUCACUUCGAUCUAAACGCAUCUCUAUUCUCCUUUAUCAGCUCCUCGAUAACGCCGAAGCCGGACGUUUGCAGACUGUCGCGAACAACAUUGCAGAUUUAUUUACUCAGCACGGACUUCACAGCGGCCGUCGAGAAAUUGGAGAUCCAGUCAAACUGCACAUGACUGUCAUGAACGCUCGUCUUCGAUGUGAGCGUCAACGAUCGCAGGUACCGACGGGAGUAACGGAGGAUAUCCGUCCCGUGUCAUUCAAUGCGUCGGGAGUCCUCCAGGAUUACGGUAACCACAUCGUAAUGGAAGAAGGCCAGUUUGAUGAAAUACAGUUGUGUAGCCUGCUAGGGGAUAAGGACACAAGAACGUCUUUCUAUCCAUGUGUGGCCAAGCUUAGUUUGAACCAAGCGAACUCGUAAAUCUGUCACAUGGCUCCUUUUGACUUUCACACAAUGUACAUAAUAGGUCAUCCUGCCUAUUGGCCCCUCUUCAUGUCUAUUGACUAAUUUGACUUAUAUCUUGCUUCCCCGCUUUCUGUUUGAUAAACAUUUUGCCUUUCUUGUCUCGCGGACACGCGGAAAUCUGCCGACUUGUGUUGGCUAUCGAGCGCUAGUGUACGUGGCUUCACAGGGUUUACGGCACCACGAAUCAGUGUUUCUCAUGUCCUAUUGUUGCUGGUUAGACUUUAUCCAUGUGACCGGUCGCUAAUUAUGGCCUCGUACGCUCGUAUUCAUGCUCUUCCCGCCAAACCGCAUUACAGGAUCGCACGCACUUCGAGAACUGACAGGGCGUUUUGUCCACUGAGCAUGAGUAGCAUUGGUACGCCGGCACAUAUGGGAACAGUCGGUUGUCUUGAGUCCCAACAGGGUGGCCUCUUGUGGUCAGAUCCGAUAGAGCAGUUACCAAGCGUAACAGAGACGACCAUGGCAUGCCCAGAAGUAGACUGCCUUUCUAAGGACUUCCUAAGCAUAUUAAAGGCCAUCGACGAGUCGUUCUAUCCGAAAGCCUUCGUAUUCAGGGAUUGUUGUGGACGGGACUGGGCCUCCGGUCGCAUAGGUAAAGAAGACCAGCGUCUCUGGCGAGGUGCUCAUUCUAUUUUCUGUACGAGUGACUUUCUAGUUGUGUGGAUGGGCACGUGCCAUACGGGCGUGUGGUGGCACGCUGCGCGUCGGUCACUGUGUUUGAUUCCAUCCCCACUUGGUUGUCCGACAUUUAGGAAUCCAUCCCCACGACAUAGCAACGCAUUUCUCGUCAUAAUAAAUCUAAUUCAGCUGAGUCUAUCGCGACGCACUGGUAGUGUGGUAACUAACGGGGUAAUUUAGUCUUUAUCAGGACUGCUAGUCCGGCGACAACUGAUCCUUCCGAAUGCGGCCUCCACGGCACUCUUACGCAUAUGAGGUCCAAACCGCCCUCGCAAAAGCCUGGUACAUUGUGCGGAAACCAAGUGGGGUGUGACACUCGUAGACGGGCUAAGUACCUCUGUCGGUCAUUGCGCCCACGCUCAUUUCCGGUCAUUCCAGCAUCACAGAUCAUCGGUUGAAUUCUAUCCAGCCAGCAUUUACACACGGUUUAAAUGGGAAGGGCAUUCUGAAACAAAUUUGUGAGUUACGCGAGAGAUGCUACCCUUUAGCCGUGGGGUCGGGAUUUUGUCAGAAACCUGCAGCGGCAAUGGCUGCCGCUAAACUAUUUUUGUGUUAGGUAUCACCUACUGUUAUAACCUAGUAGGCGUUAUUGUGUUAUCUAUUUUUCGUGUAACUGUGAAAAACGACGAUUGGUGUGUUCCGAACCCACGAAAGCGAGGGCAAGGUUUGAGUACAGACAACGCCUUAGCCACCUGAGUUACGAGACCUCACCGGGAACCGUGAGUUUAAUCACAUUUGCAUCAGGCGGGCUACGCUCAAGUCACUCCCUUGUUGCCGUGGGUCCGAAUCCCACCGAGGUCGCCGACCUUUCCACGGUUGGGUCAAGAUGAAUUAUUCAAUCUGCCAAAACGUCCGUAGUUUUCAACCGUCGAUAGAGUUGGGGUUUAUCGUUGCCAAGACGAAAGCGGUUGAGGCUUCAGUCAGUUCUACUUCCCCGUUUUGCCUUCUAACCAGAAGAACCUUCUAUCCAGACAUGACUAUCAGUUCCAGCCCAAAUUUUUCUCGUUACUAUGCUUUCACCGCAGUAACUCUCGCAUGGGGCGCACGUGAAACUCUGUUAGUACCCCUUUCCAGAAUGUCAGAAUGCACUACCAUGAUGUGGGGGGGAGCGAAAUCUAAAACCACCGUAUCUACAUGUGUAAUGGCUACCCAUGAACUUCAGUGAAUUAGCGGCUCGCGCGCACCGCAUGGGACAAACGGACGAAAGCCACCAACACGGUAACGAUGUUUGCUACAUAUGAGGAAUGUAUAGGGCGUGACAGAACGCAUCCUCCAGAAGUUGACGCGUGUGAGGUAGUGUGGAUGAAGGGCAGGCUGGAUAUAAGUUGGCGAUCCGGUUGAGUUUAUUCCCUCCCGUGCCGCAACUGUCCAUGCUAGUGUACGAGCCGGACCGCACGACGGCACUGUUCACGAAUACAAUAACACGAGCUGGCGACUUGGAGGGAGUAGCCUGCCGUCUUAAAUCGCCACCUCUACCCUGGAUGCGGGCGCGAGUUCCGUUCCAUGGGCACACUGAUAACAGAAUGGUUCCGUCUUCAGUCACGGAAGUAAGCGCUCGUCGAUUCCCUUCACGGCCUUAAAUGGUAGGCUCCUGUGCGGAUCCAGACUCUCAGACAAAUAUAGUGACGUUCGAUCUCCGUUCAUUUUCUCACUCUAGAUUCUGAACCCCAUAAAGUAAAGCUGUUUUAAGAUCGAUGCCCGUAAGUCUUCAGCAAGGCGUCUCUCGUCAGUAGUAUCGAGUUCGUCAGUUAGUGUGUCAGUGCCUGUUCUUCAUCCACUGCUAUCUGCUUACACUUUGGUUGCCAAGCUAACUCAAAGCACAAUGGCCUUCGGAGUUCGGGAAGCCUGCUCUAGUCGGAAACCCGUGGGCCUGUGAAGCGGUGGCGGCGUUCUUUCGACCCACAGAUAGCACAGAACAAGAUCGAUUUUGAUUCCCCUCCCUUGUAUACUUUGAUAGCUACUUCUGUCGUAUUUUUUCCAUGAGCGGAACUAGUUACUUACAACCCAAAGCAAGAUGAAUCUUAGUCACGCUUUCAUGGAAACCUUGUCCCUGAACAGUGAACCAGUUGUGGCACAAAGUCUGUAGGUACGUUUUCAUGUCGAUGGGGAGGAGGGAACACUUUCACUGGUCGAUCCUAUACUCGUGGUCUGUAAUGAGGUGAUAACAAUCGGGAAGUUCACUGUCGUGCAACGACUCAUGAAACAGGCUGGAAUUCUCACUUUUGCCUGCUUAUCAUGCGUUUCCUGCUGUAACCGUAACACUUCACGCCCUUUUGCAUGCACGUCUGUCUGCAUUUUCUGAGUUACUUUUUUCUACAAAACGUAGUUAAUAAGUAGACUGCCUCAUUAAACAGACCGUUGUGCCUCAUUUAUUCGGGCUGCGGAGUCUGCCCUUGCAAGUUUGAAAGGUAGAUGUCCUACACUGUUUCAUUGGGUUCCGAGGUCUUCCAAUAGUGCGACCACUGCCUGGUUAUCCGGCUGAAGCCGUUUACUUUCCUUCGUUGACGUCCCAUCAAACUACAUUAGCUUGUUUCCUUCUCGAAGCCCGUGGUGAGCCGAACCCCUCGCGGUCCCGUCGGUGAACCGGUGUGCGGAAACAAGUCCCGACCGGGAUGGCCAUUUCCGACUUAUUGGACGUCUCCAGCCAGCCUUACCAACACUCAGGUUUGCCGCACCUAAAACUCGCAAAAUUAUUAAAUCCAACGUUCUACCCAUUGAGCCACGGGCUUGUUGUCGAGGCGGUUGCGAUCGGAAUAUUAACUUAUAUUAGCGAUGCGUUCACUGUUUGGGUCACGGGACAUGUAGAGCCAUCGGAGCAAGUCGUAUAGCGACCAAGGAUAUGUGCUGAAGCGAGUCUCGACAAAGGCAACGGGGAGAAAAUGCGCCGUAACGCGAUCACCCAGCACCCUCUACCACAGUUCAUGUGCUCGGCCGCAGCCGAUAGGAUAAAGCAGUCGUGGCUCAGUGGUUAGGGUGUUGGACUAAUAACAAGCAAAGCGUGAGUUCGGGCCUCGGGCGUCCCUAAGCCUGGGACUCGGUAGGACUGGAGCGGAUAUAUAUAUAUAUAUAUAUAUAUAUAUAUGAUAGUGGGCGCUCACCGAUCAGGUUACGGAACAUGCUCGUUCCGUUGUGCCUUGGGGCUCAUACUUAAACCCUCGCAGGCAGUCGCACAGCGACUAGUGAUAUAUGUUGGAAAGGUACUACCGACAAAGACAAGGGAGACCGGAAUGGCCAUUUCUGGCUUAUUAGCCGUCAUCAGCCAGUCAUACCCAACCCCAAGUGUGGAUCACUUGAGAUUCGAACCCGGGAUCUUUGGUCAUGGAGUUGAACGCUCUACCAUUGAGCCACGGGCCCGUUGUCCUGUCGGUUGUGAUCGGGAAUAUUAAUUAUGAUAGUGGGCGCUCACCGAUCAGGUUACGGAACAUGCUCGUUCCGUUGUGCCUUGGGGCUCAUACUUAAACCCUCGCAGGCAGUCGCACAGCGACUAGUGAUAUAUGUUGGAAAGGUACUACCGACAAAGACAAGGGAGACCGGAAUGGCCAUUUCUGGCUUAUUAGCCGUCAUCAGCCAGUCAUACCCAACCCCAAGUGUGGAUCACUUGAGAUUCGAACCCGGGAUCUUUGGUCAUGGAGUUGAACGCUCUACCAUUGAGCCACGGGCCCGUUGUCCUGUCGGUUGUGAUCGGGAAUAUUAAUUAUGAUAGUGGGCGCUCACCGAUCAGGUUACGGAACAUNCAUUCCGGUCUCCCUUGUCUUUGUCGGUAGUACCUUUCCAACAUAUAUCACUAGUCGCUGUGCGACUGCCUGCGAGGGUUUAAGUAUGAGCCCCAAGGCACAACGGAACGAGCAUGUUCCGUAACCUGAUCGGUGAGCGCCCACUAUCAUAAUUAAUAUUCCCGAUCACAACCGACAGGACAACGGGCCCGUGGCUCAAUGGUAGAGCGUUCAACUCCAUGACCAAAGAUCCCGGGUUCGAAUCUCAAGUGAUCCACACUUGGGGUUGGGUAUGACUGGCUGAUGACGGCUAAUAAGCCAGAAAUGGCCAUUCCGGUCUCCCUUGUCUUUGUCGGUAGUACCUUUCCAACAUAUAUCACUAGUCGCUGUGCGACUGCCUGCGAGGGUUUAAGUAUGAGCCCCAAGGCACAACGGAACGAGCAUGUUCCGUAACCUGAUCGGUGAGCGCCCACUAUCAUAAUUAAUAUUCCCGAUCACAACCGACAGGACAACGGGCCCGUGGCUCAAUGGUAGAGCGUUCAACUCCAUGACCAAAGAUCCCGGGUUCGAAUCUCAAGUGAUCCACACUUGGGGUUGGGUAUGACUGGCUGAUGACGGCUAAUAAGCCAGAAAUGGCCAUUCCGGUCUCCCUUGUCUUUGUCGGUAGUACCUUUCCAUAUAUAUAUAUAUAUCAGCAAGGAAGGACGACAGAGAAUGUGGGUAGAUUGAUACAGUACUGUUUCGGGCUUAUUAUGCCUUCAUUCAGGCAAUCAUAACCCUGACCAACAGCUGGGACCGGAAGCACAAACAUGCGCACAGACGCACCUGGCGCAGUUGGUCCACCACUGAGGCCUACCAGAUGGGUAGAUAGGCACUUAAUCAAACCGAAGUUCAUCAGUGCCUCGCCACCUGUCAUACUCUGUCGCUACAGGUCGGGUAUUAAUUCAAUCAGGAAUUGGCGCACACCGAUCUAUUGGCUUCACGAAGCAAACAAGCUCCGUGUGGGUGCAAGGGUCACAAAUUAUACCGUACUCCCGACAUAGGUAAUAGCGUAAAUUCCCUAUCUACAGCGACAGAAAAUGACAGGUGGCGAGGCAUUGAUGAACUUCAGUUCGAUGAAGUGCUUAUGACCCAUCUGGUAGAGCCCAGUGGUGGAUCAACUGCGCCAGGUGCGUCUGUGUGUAUGUUUGUGUUUGUGGUCCCAACUGCUGGUGGUCAGGGUUAUGAUUAGCUGAAUGAAGGCAUAAUAAGCCCGAAACAGUACUGUAUCAAUCUACCCGCAUUCUCUGUCGUCCCUCCUUGCUGCUAUUAUGAUCUGACCGACUUCGGCUUGGUAAUUGGUUGUCUGAUCGUGACCUUUGCCACCCAUACUGAGCUUGUUUGCUUUGUGGAGCCAAUGGAUCGGUGUGCGCCCAUUCCUGAUUGAAUAUAUAUAUAUACCCCCUCUGAGCUUCAUAUAUAUAUAUAUAUAUAUAUAUCGCGUUCAUCAUCUCCCGAAGAAGACGAAGAAGUAGAGAGGGCGAAUUCAUUGACCAUAUUGUAUUCGAACUGACGUUUCGGAAACUUCCUCGUUUCCAUCAUCAGAGUAGCGUAAUUGUUGCACUUGCCGGUCUUGAAUUGUUCAGUCUUGCCGCUUGCCUCGUAUUAUAGCCGUGCUGGACGCACGAACUUUGACCUGCCUGUUUGCCGCUGACUGGCUUAGACCUCCCAGGGGCUGACCGCUGACAGGCCUGAGUGACCUUUGGGGUCGGCGUAAUUGUGGUCAAAUCAACGUGCCGCUUGGCCUCUCCCACCUCAGCCGGUGGACUGAUCGGUCGUUGCUGUUCAGGUGAGCAGCAUUCAGCUUCGCGGGCGCAUCGGUGAGACUGACGGUGCCUUGGUCCACAACUUGUCCUCUCAUCGUUUUACUCAGCAACAACUAGCGGUUCUAUCCUAUGACGCGAAGUUCAACACAAGAGAUGCUCGACCAGAAGACUUUAUUGCAUCCUUUGAAUCGGCGCUCCAGAAGUGUGAGGCAGGCGAGGAGUGCAAAAACGCCAUGCGACAGCAAGUGUCGACCUUACUCCUCCAACACAAACGCCAGAUGACGAUUUCUAAAGCAGAAGAUCGUGAACUUCUGAAGAUACGAAAAAGGAAGGAUAUCGUCACCCUGCCCGCCGACAAGGGGCGCUCGACUGUCGUCAUGGAUAAGGCUGAGUACUGCAGAAAACUAGGCAACCUCUUGAUGGACAAGGAAGCUUAUGUGCCAUCGACCGUCAGCGAGUUUAAAAAGCUCGUAAACAACAUAAACAAUACGAUCGGCAAGCUGAGGAAGGCGGGAGCUCUUACGAGAAGGGAGGCGUUGGCCGCAAAAGCCAGUGAUACCGCGAUGGCGCGCUUCUACGGCCUACCAAAGGUCCACAAGCAGGGGGUACCGCUACGCCCCAUCGUCUCCUUACGUGGUACUCCAACCUUUGGGCUGUCAAAGUGGCUGUACCAGCGACUUUUUUUCCUUACCAAGGAUUCGCAGUGGACAGUGAAGUCGGCUGAAGAGUUCUUGACGCGCAUCAAACAUCUCGAAGUGGAGGCAGAUGAGGUGAUGGUGUCAUUUGACGUGAUCUCAUUAUUCACCUCAAUCCCACCCGCGCUGGCUAUCGACACUAUUGAUGGCUUUCUCCGGGAAAAGUAUGAUGAAACCGACCAACAGCUCAAACGAGCACACAUCAUCGAGCUCCUAGAACUGUGUCUUAAGACCUUCUUUACAUUCAACGGCCAAGUCUACGAGCAAAAGAAGGGGACACCGAUGGGCUCGCCUCUGUCUGGACUAAUUGCCGAAGCAGUUUUGCAGAGACUCGAGCAGCAGGUCUUCAGCUCGUACCCCCCGAAGUUCUGGGCCAGAUACGUCGACGACACGUUCGUUGUAAUCAAGAGGAGCGAGGUGAAGGCUUUCAAGGCAUUGUUGAACUCCAUCUUUCCCGAUAUUCAGUUUACUAUGGAAGAGGAAGUCAACAAUCAGUUGCCCUUCCUGGACGUACAAGUUACGAGAUUGACAGACGGGAAGAUAAGGACAACGGUUUACCGUAAGGCAACAAAUACCAGGCGCAUCCUCCACUUCCGAAGCAACCACCCUGUUGGUCAUAAACGCAGUUGUGUCAGAACUCUCUUUCAACGUGUUCAAACACACUGUAGCGACGACAGUGGGAGGAAGGAGGAGAUGAAUUACUUACACGCCCUUUUCAAAGCCAACGGCUACCCGAAGUCCAUCAUACGCAAUUGCCUCAAAAAGCCUCAUUUUGAGCGGUCGAGUGGAGAAAAGCCCAAGUUCUGGCUCUCAAUACCCUAUGUGAAGAACGUAUCAGAGGCAACGGCAAGAAUCCUGGAACCUUUUGGGAUUGGCGUGGCUCAUAAACCAGAAUGCACCAUCAGACAGCAAAUCAUGAAGCCCAAAGACCCGCUUCCAACAACAGAACAGUCGGCGGUGGUCUACAGCAUACCAUGCCUAAAUUGCAAUGCAAGGUAUGUUGGUGAAACGGGCAAACGCCUCGGUACAAGAUUGCACGAACACCAACUUGCAAUCAAUCGCAAGGACAAGCUGUCUUUGGUCUAUGGCCACAUAAGAGAACUGAACCACGAUUUUGCCUUUGAGAAAGCGAGGGUAAUUGGUCGAGCCAAUGAGAAGAUGGCCAGACUGGUGCUCGAAAGUUGGUCCUCGACUGGUACACUCAACCGAGCUAUAGAUCUACAUCCCGCCUACCAGGCGCUUCGUACAAGGCUCGGAUCAGUCCGGACAAGACCAGUAAGGCAAGCGAGCACGCGGGACCGAGAGUCAACGCUCACGGAAAAGGGCAGAAUUGGGGGCCAGAGGUCAUGUGACGAAAGCCGAACACUGUCUCACCGAUGCGCCCGCGAAGCUGAAUGCUGCUCACCUGAACAGCAACGACCGAUCAGUCCACCGGCUGAGGUGGGAGAGGCCAAGCGGCACGUUGAUUUGACCACAAUUACGCCGACCCCAAAGGUCACUCAGGCCUGUCAGCGGUCAGCCCCUGGGAGGUCUAAGCCAGUCAGCGGCAAACAGGCAGGUCAAAGUUCGUGCGUCCAGCACGGCUAUAAUACGAGGCAAGCGGCAAGACUGAACAACUCAAGACCGGCAAGUGCAACAAUUACGCUACUCUGA
Messenger RNA from Spirometra erinaceieuropaei, 9854 nucleotides. The record is from the annotation of a GenBank genome assembly. Lineage: Eukaryota; Metazoa; Platyhelminthes; Cestoda; Diphyllobothriidea; Diphyllobothriidae.